Molecule: messenger RNA, 9097 nt
Organism: Eriocheir sinensis (Chinese mitten crab)
Lineage: Eukaryota; Metazoa; Arthropoda; Malacostraca; Decapoda; Varunidae
Product: proteoglycan 4-like
Exons: 18
Coding region: 90-8603 (2837 amino acids)
Biological process (GO): carbohydrate metabolic process; chitin catabolic process
Cellular component (GO): extracellular region
Molecular function (GO): chitin binding; chitinase activity
Source: RefSeq, a predicted model, not a curated record
GACGGGAGGCAUGGAGGUGAAAGAAGCAGAGGAGUCAGUUGGUCUUGUGGUGUCUUAGUGAUCACACGUAACGGCACCUUUGGACGCCGAUGAGGUUCCUAUUGGCUGCGGCCGCCCUUCUGGCCGCCCUCACACAUGCACAUGAGGUGGCCAAGAGACAGACCACAGACCCGCCGCGUCGCGUGGUCUGCUACUACACGAAUUGGUCUGUCUACCGCAAGGGGCUGGCCAAGUACACUCCCCAGAACAUCAACCCGUACAUGUGCACCCAUCUGGUCUACGCCUUCGGAGGCCUCACUGAUGAGUUUGAGGUGAAGCCCUUCGACUCGUACCAGGACGUCGAGCAAGGCGGGUAUGCCAAGUUCAACGGCCUCAAGCAGUACAACAAGGGCCUCAAGACGCUGCUGGCCAUCGGCGGCUGGAACGAGGGCUCGGGCAGGUUCAGCGAGCUCGUGUCCCUGCCGGAGCUCCGCAAGGCCUUCAUCAUAUCCGCCAUCAAGCACCUCAGACGAUACAGCUUCGACGGACUUGACCUCGACUGGGAGUACCCGGCCUCUAGGGAUGGCUCCGCGCCCGAAGACAGGGAGAACUACGCCCUCCUCGUCAGCGAGCUCCGCGCGGCGUUCGACGAUGAGGGCAGGAAGGUGAAGGCGGGCCGGCUGCUGCUGACGAUGGCUGUUCCCGCCGGCCAGAACUACAUCGACAAGGGCUACGACGUCCCCUCCCUCACCAGGGACCUCGACUUCUUCAAUAUCCUGAACUACGAUUACCACAGCGCCUACGAGCCCAGCGUCAACCACCACGCCGCCAUCAUGCCCCCGCCAGGCACCUCUGAGUACGCCUGGAACGCCCAGCUCAACGUGGACUGGACGGUCAAGUACUACAUCGAGCUGGGCGCCGACGCGGACAAGCUGGUGAUUGGCAUCCCCACCUACGGCCGUUCCUACACGCUGCUGGACGGGAACUUCACCGACUUCGGCGCCUCAGCAAACGGCCCGGGUGAGGAGGGCACCUACACCAAAGAGAAGGGCUUCAUGGCUUUCUACGAGGUAUGUGAAAACAUUGCGUCCCACGGCUGGUCGGUGCGCAAGCCGUUCCCGCGACGCAUCGGGCCCUACGCCUUCAAAGGAGACCAGUGGGUCGGCUACGACGACGAGAAGAUCGUGGCCAGGAAGGCGGAGUACGUGCGCGAAAACGGCUUGGGCGGCAUCAUGUACUGGAGUCUGGACAACGACGACUUCCGUGGCAUCUGCAACGGCGAGCAGUACCCGCUGGUGGAGGCCGGCAAAAAGGCUCUCUUCGGCACUGAGGGCGGCGUGGAUGAGACUCUCAACGAGGCCAGGAACCUGCAGAAGUCCCCCGUGCCGGCACAGGAAAUAGCCGAACCUCCCACGAAAGAGACCGACACGAGGCGAAGACGGCCCACCAGACCCAACACUCGCACCCGCACCCGCUUCCAGCAAAGAGAGGACCCAACCACCACCACCACAACCACGCCCGCCCCAAGGACCCGUACCCGCACCCGCACCCGCUUCCAAGACACCCAGUUCCCCGACCCACCCAGGACCACCGGGGAAAGGAUCCGCCGCCCCGCCAGCCUGUCCUCCCGCCUCAAGAACAGACGCCGACCCUCCGCCGACACCACCACCACCACGACCACCACCACCCCCAGGCCCACCACCACACCCCGCACGCCCACGCAGGCAGACCCAAGCACCAGGCGGCGACCAGGUGCCCGGCGACGACCAGCUGGCGGACGACGAACCACCUCGACCACUACCAUUGACCCCUUCAACACCCCUGCGCCUCCCACCACCCCCAAAGCCGUCAGCGGCUUCGCCUGUCGCCGCGAGGGCUUCUUCCCAAACCCCGACGACUGCCACAAGUACUACUGGUGCCUCAACUCCGGGGCCUCGGGGCUCGGCGUUGUGGCCCACGCCUUCACCUGCCCCUCAGACUUGGUGUUCAGCAAGACGAUCGACGGCUGUGAUCACCCCACGCGGGCCAAGUGUAGCACCAACAAUAGGAACCGAGGCGGUGCAGGCGCCACAACGCCGCCAUCUUCAACCUCCAUCCCCACCACCACCGAGAUCCCCGUUGACUACUCCUACCUCGACGACUAUUACCAGGACGACGAAUACUACUACUACGACUACGAGGAUAACCCGCCCGUAGAGGAGAGCCCCGACGUCGACAGCAGACAGUUCCAUAACUCGGGAGGUAAUCAGUUCUCCAGGGACUCGACUGCUGCCAGUGAGACACCAGAGGCCCAGGACGCCCCUGCUGCUGGAGAAGGACUCGGCGCUCGCACUCGCCCUCAGUACAGCAGCAUCUCCCGAGACAGAGCUCAGACGCCCGCUCCUGCCACUGAGGACAGCGCUGCCCCCAGUCGCCAGGACUCUCGGGGCGAAGUGAACGCCCGGCCGCAGUACACCACCAUCUCGAGGGAGCGUCCGACCGCCCCCGCCCAGCCGGAGGAAACGGGUGAGACUAGGGAGGGCGGCACUACCUCAGGACGCCGCCAGUAUGUCAGUAUUGACAGACAGCGUCCGAGCCGCCCGGCCCAACCUGAGAGUGAGAAGAGAGAAGCCGAUGCCCCCACCACGGGACGCCGUGAAUAUGUCACAAUCGAAAGACAACGUCCUGCAGUUCAAAGCAGACCCACUCAGCCCGAGAGCGAGGCGAGGGAAGCCGAUCCCUCAACAGGAGACCUCGAGUACGUCACCAUUGAGAGACAGCGUCCUGCCGCCCAGCCCGAGACUGAGACAACGACUGGUGGUGAUCCUUCCACGGGAGACCUCGAGUACGUCACCAUCGAGAGACAGCGUCCUGCCGCCCAGCCCGAGACUGAGACAACGGCUGGUGGUGAUCCUUCCACGGGAGACCUUGAGUACGUCGUCAUUCAGAGACAACGGCCACCGACCUCCAGCAGAGUGACGCCAGCAGCCGACACUCUUUUCCCGCAGGAGCCAACUCUUGAGUACGUGACCAUUACCCGCUCAAGGGUCUCCCCUACCGCCACUCUUCCCCUCUCCGGCACUGAGGCCACAGUUAGUGCAGCAGAAGGGCUAGAGGGCAGAUCUCCCUCCCCACCAAGGUACGUCACCAUUCAGCGAGACCGCCCAGCCACCCCCGCGACCACGGACGCCCCCCUCACCCCCGCGGAGCCAGAGGUGACCAACCCACCCGUAAGUUCGUCCUUCGUCAGCUCUCAACCUCUGGUGGUGCCUCCAACAUCAGCGCCCUCAGUAGUUCCCGUCCCCAAAAAGGAUAUAGUGGAAAAUCUGUUGCAUGAUGGUUUAGCUCAUUCUCCGGGUACUGCAGCUCCUUCCUCAGCCGGGCUCCCUGAGUCGGGCGCUGAGGCGAAAAAACCCUCGCUGUCCGCCCCUGGGGAGGCAGAGGCGCUGGGUACUGACCAGUCUGACUUAGCUACACUAACACUUGCUGACCCUUACUCUUCCCCCCGACCACUUGAAGAAGACAUAACCAAUGACAUUGCGCCCCGCAGUCAAAGAGUCUAUCGCCGAGAGCCGGCUGCCCGCAUUCGAGUGGCACCAGUUCGCACGCGCGUAUCCUCAUCGCGGAGGAGAGUCUCUGCGGGCCACAGACUUAUCCCCAGGGUCGUAACACCGGUGACUCAAGGUGAAGAGGUGCCUCAGGUGACUCCUGGCAGCGGCGUGCUUUCCUUAAUGAACGUCCCAGAAAUCAGCCCGCGGCCUGUACCCACCGUGCCCAAACUCAUGCCCAUCAGGGUGCCCUUUGGCAUUGCACCCCCACAGGAGGCUGAGCCUACCGAAGAGCCUCCAACUGAGUCUCCCACGGAAGCCUCACCUAUACCUGUGACUGACACAUUCACUGAGGAGGCCACUGAGACAGUCACGGCUGGUGACAACGAGCUAGUGCCAGCCCAUGAGCACACACACAUAGCCGACGCCUCCUCUGUAGCAGGGAUUGUGGAUGACUUCCAGAUAGAGGACUAUUAUUAUUACGACGAUGAAUUCCUUGACGGGGACACUCCAGUGGCAGAGACCGACCUGCCCAGCCAUUCCAAGAACGAGGUGGUCCAGGAGGCGCAAGCACAGGGAAAACAGCUCCUGGCUCCCACAGACCACACCAAUGAACAGCAAACAACAGAGCAACACCAGCUGGUAUUCGACCACACAGAACACCACAUUACAGGGCACCACUUAGAUGUUGACUACCCCACAGAACAAGUGGCAGAGCAAGACCACAGGCCAUGCGACCACACCACAGACCACACCACAGACCAACAUCACACCCCUGACCAGCAUCACACCACAGACCAACACCACACCACAGACCAGCACCACACCCUUGACCAACGCCUUACUACAGAGCGACACCACAUUGUCCAGGGCCACAUCCCAAGACAGAAACACCUUUUCAGAGCAGAUCACACCGCCGAUCCACACCACGUGAUCGAGCCACACCACGCAACUCCCAAACAUCUGAUCAAGAACGCACUCCUUUCCCCAGAUGACAUAGUGUCGCGCAUCGAGAAACUGGUGAACGAAGGCAUUACCGACGACAUUGUUGGUACGCCUCAUGACCUUUGGCUCCACGGCGGCCACCUGGACGAAAACACCGCACCUCUCGCCGCCCACGCCACGAUAAGUGACUUGGUGGUGGAGCCCGCUGCCUCUGUUUCUCACGGCCACGUGAUUCACGGCAACGUGUUGACUAAGAGUGUGUCAAAGGACAACUUUGGGACACAGGAUCCUGUAGGUAAAGAGACACAGCAUGACGCCACAACUUACGAUUAUUACGAUUAUGACCACUUUCCGCAAGACUUAUAUGCACAGUACGACUACGUAGCACACGAUGGUCAUGUUGGAGAUGUAGACUAUUUGGUACAGGAUACCAAUGUCACUGAUGCAAACAAUGUGGCGCAGGAUGGCCCCGUGGCAGACACAGAUUAUACGGCACAGGAUGGCCCCGUCAUUGAGACAGCACAUUUAGCACAGGAAGGCAAUGUUACUGAUACAGACCUAGUACAUGAUGGCCACUUCAUUGAUGCAUUCGAUGUUACAGAAACAGACUACGUUGCCCAGGGUGUCCAUGUGACCCAGGAUGAUUAUGUGACUCAAGAUGCCGAUACAGCAGAUUUAGACUCUGUGACAGUGACAGACAAUACUUUACAACAUGGCCAUGUGGCAGGUGUAGACUAUGUGACAGAGACAGACUACGUGACAGAGACUGACUACGUGACGGAGGCAAGCCCUGCACCACAAGGCGUUCAGGCGACAGACGCAGAGUACGCAACAGAGGCAGAUUUCGUGCCCCAAGAUGCCAACACGACACAUGACACGCAAGUGACAGAUGCUCCUACAGACAACGUGACAGAGGCAGAGCACAUGGCACAGGACACCCAGGUUACACAGACUGACCAGGGUCUUCAAGAUGGCCAGGUAACACAGGGCACCCAAGUAACACAUGGUGGCCAGGCAGUCGCAACAGACUACUUGACGUAUGCUGACUAUUAUGCCGAGGAUGGCCAUUAUACGGACACAGACUGGACGUACGCAGACUACGAUGCUCAGGGUGGCCACGGGGAUUAUGAAGACUACUGGUCACACGGCACCCAUGACACGCAACAAGGUCGUGUUACGUCACGUGGUCGUGUUACGUCACGUGGUCGUGUAACAUCACGUGGUCGCUUAGCAUCACCAUCACGUGGUCGCUUAGCAUCACCAGUCCGUGUAACAUCCCGCGGCCGAGUUGUUCAAGUUCCGACAGCACAUCAUGACACUGUUACACAGGAUACCAAAAUAUCACAUCACGACAAUUUUGCUAAAGAUGAUACGGUGACACAAUAUGUCUCAGUUGCAGAGGACAUUCCAGUGACACAACGCGACACUAUUAUACGGGAUGAAACAGCAUCACAACACACCGCUGUUGCAGAGGAUGUUCCACCAAUACAACACGAUAAUGUUGCAGAGGCUGGUCUGACAACACAACAAAGCACUUUUGCAGAAGAUAGCCUGUCAACGCAAAGUACUUUUUCUGAGGAUAGUUUGACAACACAGCACGACACUUUUGCAGAGGACAGCCUUACAGCACAACACGACACUUUUGCAGAGGAUAACCUAACAACACAAGGAAACACUUUUGCAGAGGAUAGCUUUACAACACAACACGACACUUUUGCAGAUGAUAGCCUGACAACACAGCACACCACUGUUACAUAUGAUGAUACAGCAGUUCAAGACGAAGGUAUUGCGCAGGAUUAUAUUGUCACACAACACGACAUGAAAGAACAAAGUGCUCACACCUCUCAGACGGAGCAGUACGCAGAUUAUGAUUACUACGGCAUUUAUGACUAUGUGGCGGAGAGCGAGUUUGCGACGCAGAAUCAUACGCAGAGUGACCAGACGGCACAGACCGCUGAUGUCACGCAUAGCCAGGCCGGGGCAGAGCAUGACUAUACGGCAUUCGAUGAUCACUUGCCGCAAAGCGAUUUUUCAUCCUUUGACUAUUACUACACGACAGAGAACGACUUUGCUUCCCACGAUUACAUUGCACAAGAGGCAACGGCUCACGGCGGUAGCUCGCUUGACCCACGCGGCAGGGAACUGACGAGGGGCGAUGACGCGACACAGACAACUGACACAACCCAAACAGACGCUACCCAGACACAAACUGACACUGUACACACGGACACCCAAACAACUGUCCCUACCUCUAACCAGGUUGGAGUUACCUCACUUGCCUCUGAGACUUCCCUAACCCCAGCGCCCCCUGCCGUAGCCACAGACCCUGUAGAGCCCUCGGCGUCCCUCACUUCAAAAGUAGUGGUGGUGGCGGGAGAGACAAACGCCCUCCAUAAACCCCUUGAAACAUCUCACUUCCCCAGCGAGUCUCUCCGUAGCCCUCCUCCCCCUCCCUCUUCUUCUUUAACGGUGCAUGAUACUGAGGUCUUUUCUGAAACUUCGAGGGAUACUUUGCAUGACGGGACUCUCCACUCGAGGAUAAGGGAGGGCAAGGAUUCUCCUGCUGUGUUUGUGCAUGACUCUCAGUCUGACGCGGCGCUGGAAGCAGCAAAUGCCGGCGGGAGCCUGCAUUCGCAUCAACCCUUCCUGAAUCUUGAAAACUUCAACUUCGAGGAUUACUAUUACUACGAUGAAGAUUUCCUCUACGGCGACCUUAAGUCCCAUAGCCUCGACCCCACAACCGCAUCCACCUCAUCAUCAUUAUCUCCACCAUCACCCACCACCACCUCCAACACACACGACACACCCACUACAGCCACUUUCAACACUCACAAACAGGCGCCCAUACGCAAGGGUGUGAGGGGUCGAGGCGUGGGGCCGCAUGCGGGGCCGUCCGCCGCCAUCGGGGACCGAGGCGCCUACUCUCGCCUCCACCUUCCUCCUGUGCACCUACAGGAGGUAGGUGCCGGGAGGGUAAAGGAGGGGGAGUCAGGGGCCCAGGAACACCCGGUGGGGGGCGAGCGGUCCCCCGCCCUAGUCCCCGACCCGCAGAGGAGGAAGAGGCCCGGGAACGACGACUCCCCCAUUCACGUGGAGGAGGUGACCCGCCCACUGCCCAGGAUUCGUGUGCCCACCCCCCGCCCGCGCCCCCAAACGAGGCCUCCAAACUUCUUCCGGGCCCGUGCCACCACCACCACCGUCGCCCCCAUUGAGCCCGACACCCAGCGCCCGGAGACCCGAGAGCGCCCACGACGACCCCUGGUAGAGGUUGCCCGGCGGCCCACACGCCCCGAGGAAGAGGCCCCCAGCACGUUCCCAGCUACAGAGUUCCCGGAGAUCCCAGAAACCAGCCCCGUCACCUUCACCAGCCCCGUCACCUUCACCGACCCCGUCACCUUCACCAGCCCAGCAGUAGAGGAACCACUUGAUGCACUUCCCGAGGAUGAUGUUCUGCUCACCACCUUCUCACCGGAGACUUCUGUUAGACCCGCCUUGACCUCCGUCAGACCUUCCUUGUUCUCUCUCUUCACUGCCAUCCCCACCACGCCGGCUGUCACCACGCCAGCCCCCACCACGCCAGUCCCCACCACAGCGGCCCCCACCACACCGGCCCCCACCACGCCCUCUGAACAACCUCGCAUCACUCCAAGACCCCUGCGCCCACGCCCACGCCCACGCCCGACACCCGCGACUAUUGAUACCACACCACAACCCACACCGCGACCCAGACCACCCCGACCUACACCAAGGCCCACACCGCGACCCACAUCCCCGCCCCGCAGCUCCCGCCCUACGCGCCCUCCAUUCAGUCGGGUCCACCAGACCCCAGCGCCAGCUGGCCCUCCGGCAUCAGCGAUCCUCGAAGGAACUGAUUACUUUGACUACUACUACGACGACUUGGACGGCGCACUGACGGGCACGCUUGGCGACUUGGCGUCGCUGACCGACAAGGCGGUGCUGAUGCCCGACGGCUCGGUGCAGUGUUAUGACACCGGCUACUUCACUCACCCCGACUCGUGCAAGAAGUUUAUCUCAUGUUCCAAAACCGUGCGAGGGCUGGUGCGCGGCUGGGUGUACACUUGCCCACAAAAUCUUGUGUUCGACCCCGUCGGCGGCAUGUGUAACUGGGCCGAGGCUGUCGACUGUCAGUAACAGUUAGCAACCAUAUAGUGAUAGCAACGCGGAGGGACGACAGCGGCGCCAGGCCUCGGCAAACACGGCAGCAGCAGACGAAGCAGUCCUCGUCCUACCAUAACACAUCCACCUCAACAGUAGACAACUUGCAGCAUUGCCUCACAGUUCAUGACACUGUAGGAUCUGCUUACCAUGACACGGUGAAAUAAUAUUACAUUUACCCAGACAUACAGCGCCUUUCACAAUCCACACAAACUACUGUUACAAAUACUCGAAUGUGAAGCAUGUCCCGUGGGCACCACCCGCGUCUGUCCACGGCACGGGCUCCGUCCAGCAGGGUCAUGCGUCUUCUUUGGCCUCCGGCCCUGAGGUUCAACAAAAGCAAGGCCGUCUGGCACAAACACAAUUUUGUUGUUGAUUUAAUUAUUUCCCAAUUUUAGUUUUAUGGUUGUGUGUGUGUGUGUGUGUGUGUGUGUGUGAGAGAGAGAGAGAGAGAGAGAGAGAGAGAGAGA